This is a messenger RNA of Entamoeba invadens IP1, 828 nucleotides long. RefSeq lists its product as hypothetical. The transcript has a single exon. The coding region runs from base 1 to 828 and encodes 275 amino acids. NCBI's taxonomy places the organism in Eukaryota, Evosea, Mastigamoebida, Endamoebidae. The record is from RefSeq and is a predicted model, not a curated record.
AUGGUGCUUGCUGUGUUAAUUGUGGCAUUUGCUCUCACAGCUCAGUCAUACGACUUGAUGGUGUACCUAAUACCCCAUGUAUUGCCGUCAUGGGACAACAACCGGUCAAUACUUUGGAGUAAUUGGGAUUUGAUGGUGAGGACAAUCGACCUGGUGAUGGCUGGGCAGACUGUACACUACGCGGUGCCAGAGUUUUAUAUGGACAUGGAAUUUGACGAAACGAAAACAUUUGGCGAAAGAAUGAAUUCGAACAACCUUGUUUUUCUGAGCACUUCUUCUGAUAUUAGUGUGUUGGAGACGACCAUCGUUAAGUAUUUAUCGAACGAAGAAGGCAGAGGAGGCCGCGGACUUGGGCUUUUGUUCCAAAAAACAGCGAGUGGGGAGUGUCUUGGAAAUGCAUCAAACGACACGAUAACUUCACUCAAUAAGUUGAAUGAGAAAUUUCAAAACUAUAAAAAUUACAUUGGGAUGGACGUGAUGGAUUCCUCUGUGUUCGAGACCUAUGACGCGCGAAAUGACAACUGGGCUUUGUUUCCCCCACUUAGAGCGAUUCACUUUAAUUACUUUAAUUCACUUUCAGACCAAAAAGUCGACAGUGCUAUUCAGUUAGCCAAGAAAUUUAACACUUCGGUAUCGAUAGAUAUCAGUGAUAUGUCAACGGAAUUCUUUGCGACAUGUACCGUCUUUUUGGAAAUCAUACAGAAAAUUCAAAACCAAGGACUUCAGUUUAAGUUGCUCAUUAACAGGUCGAUGUGGCUCCAAGAGUCUGGAUCGUUUUAUGGAUUUAUCAGCUCCGCAAAGCAGUGCCUUGACAGGAUAUUAUUCUGA